UCAGAUUGCUGUUAUCCGACACACCUCCACCUCAGCACACGUCUACCCAAGCUAAAAGUAAACAACGGUGUUCCGGUAUCGUCGAGAAAGUAACACAAGUUUGGCCGAUUACGAAAACACACCACACGAUCCAACUGUUCAUUUCUUGCCUACCUAACUGUUUAAUAGUCCAGAUACACAUCACCAUCAUGCCUACCUUCCCACAAUACUUGACAGAAGCUCAGGAAAAAGAGCUGAGGAUGACUGCCAAUGCCAUAGUGGCUCCUGGCAAGGGAAUCCUUGCUGCUGACGAGUCGACAGGAACCAUUGGGAAAAGAUUCGCGACUAUAAAUGUUGAAAAUAACGAGGAUAACAGACGACGCUAUCGUGAGUUGCUGUUCACCGCUGACAAGGCCAUGGCUAAUAAUAUCGGAGGGGUGAUCCUUUUCCACGAAACAUUCUACCAGACAACGAGUAAAGGUGUCUCCAUGGUGAAAGCUCUCCAGGAUAUGGGCAUCGUACCAGGAAUCAAGGUUGACAAGGGCAUGGUCCCUCUGGCGGGAACUGAUGGAGAAUCUACUAUACAAGGUCUGGAUGGCCUUGGCGAGAGGUGUGCCCAGUACUACAAAGAUGGCGCCAGGUUCGCUAAAUGGCGAUGUGUUCUGAAGAUCGGUAAAGAAACACCUUCAUAUCAGGCCAUGUUUGAAAAUGGAAACGUUCUUGCGCGCUACGCCAGUAUCUGUCAGCAGAAUGGACUGGUGCCCAUCGUGGAGCCUGAAGUGUUGUGUGACGGAGACCAUGAUCUGGAAACGGCACAGAAAGUCACAGAACAGGUUCUGGCCUUUACCUACAAGGCUCUUUCAGACCAUCAUGUUUACCUUGAAGGGACUCUUCUUAAACCAAACAUGGUGACCGCUGGUCAGUCUUGCGCAAAGAAAUACAAACCUGAGGAUAAUGCUCGUGCCACCGUCCAAGCUCUCAGCCGAGCUGUGCCUGCCGCAGUACCAGGUAUCACGUUCUUAUCUGGUGGACAGUCCGAAGUUAGUGCCACUGAAAACCUUAAUGCCAUAAACCAAUACCAAGGACGUAAGCCAUGGGCACUUAGCUUCUCCUUCGGCCGAGCCCUCCAAGCCAGUGUCCUUAAAGCUUGGCAAGGUCAAGACAGCAAUCUGGCCAAUGCUCAAGCCACACUCAUUAACCGAGCAAAACUGAAUGGACUGGCAGCCAUGGGUCAGUACAAUGGAGAAGAUGGAAGCUCAGCAGCCAGCGAAUCCCUGUUUGUCCCUAAACAUACCUACUAACAACCUCUUCCGAUGGAUAACCUUGAAGGAGGAUUUCAACAUCAAAAAAUUAUAAAAUAUCCGCAGUUUCGUUCUAUUUUCUCCAGCAAAAAUGAGUCAUCUUUAUAUUAUCAUGUUGAAGAACACUUGAAUAUGUGAGCUUAAUGUACAUCUAACUUUAUUUAAGGAGUAGCUUAGUCAGGGCAAAGUUGUUAAAACGUCACUGUUCCAUCUAAGGGAGGCUACUCUUGUUAUGACCUUUAUUGUAUUACAAAGAGCUGUUAGUAACAAAACAGUUAAACCAUGUCAGUCAUCACAUGAUGAAUGACACCAAAAAUAAAUCUCCACUUGUCCGAUUAAAGGGAGACUACUCCAUACAUACAAGCUAAUGAAAUAAGUCAUAUGGGACUAUUGAAAUUAUUUUUUGUGAUAUUCUCAGUAUAAUUUACCAAAAUUAUGGAAUAUUUAAAAUUUUCAUUUAACAUCCUACAUGCUGACAAAUUUUAAGUUUAUAAAUUACAUAUAUGGUCAGUAUUUAUUACAUAAGAAAUGCUGUGAAUAAGCUUUGUUUUUAUUUUUCGGAAAAUGUAGCAAAAUAUUGUGAUUAAUUGUUUCGAAAAAAUCUAUUUUUUAUUUUGAAAUAAUGAUUUCAACAUGUCUGCUAUUGCUCAAAGCUUCAGAGAAUGGAAAUCUUUGUAAAUGUUUUAAUUUGACGGCAUGAAUAAGAAGAUAGUUAUAGAUGUUGUAGGAGGUGGACAGUAUGUUUCAGCGCUCGAUGGGUGUUAGUUAUGGAAUGUAGAGAGUGAGUCGGGGUAUAUUUGACAUCUAACCAGAGAAAUAGUAGAUUAGAAAAGUAUCAUUUUACCUUGAGCUCAUUUGAUAUUACUGAAAUAUCUUUCAUGUAAUAAUUAUACCUACUGAAAGCAAUUUUUAGCUAUAAUUUUAGAUUAGUUUUAGAAUAUUACUGUACAUGUAUGUUUUUAUUCAAUCCGUAUUUUAGUUCUGGUUGAUACAGGAAUUCAGAUAACACAAGUUUUGUUUACAUAAGAAAAUACACAAUGAUAUUUGUUUGGAAAACUUUUGCAGUAAAAUUACCUUAUUUCCUUAUCAUAUUGGAUUUUGAUAUAUGUCUGUACAUUAAUUUAAGGGGACAUGUCAUUUCUGUUUAAAACCAACAAUUUGUAUUGUUUAUGUAUAAAGGCUAACAUUGUUGCUUAAUCAAUGAAAAUACAUUUUAAAAACAAUUUUACCAAUCGACAAUGUUCACAAAGAAAUAGUGAUUAAGCGAAACCGAUGUGGAGACGGUGACACCUCAAGCAGUCAGUGUUAAAGAAGCAAUAUAGAAGGUCAUAUUACCUGUAUUUUCUUGUAGAUUUUAAUGACCUUGUGGAGACGGAAGCCAUAUCACCUGUAUGUUUUUUGUAGAUUUUAAUGAUCUUGUGAGAAGGAAGUUCGACUUUGUUAUUGUCUUGGUAUCAUUCACAUAUUUUUAAACUGUUAACAAUAAACCGGAGGGAUUAUUUUUAUAA
This is a messenger RNA of Pecten maximus, 2788 nucleotides long. Its product is annotated as fructose-bisphosphate aldolase-like. The record is from RefSeq and is a predicted model, not a curated record. The transcript is spliced from 8 exons. Gene Ontology annotation, cellular component: cytosol. Lineage: Eukaryota; Metazoa; Mollusca; Bivalvia; Pectinida; Pectinidae. Bases 189 to 1280 code for a protein of 363 amino acids. Gene Ontology annotation, biological process: glycolytic process; fructose 1,6-bisphosphate metabolic process. Gene Ontology annotation, molecular function: fructose-bisphosphate aldolase activity.